Penicillium malachiteum is the source of this 1101-nucleotide messenger RNA. RefSeq names its product LLM class flavin-dependent oxidoreductase. The coding region runs from base 1 to 1101 and encodes 366 amino acids. NCBI's taxonomy places the organism in Eukaryota, Fungi, Ascomycota, Eurotiomycetes, Eurotiales, Aspergillaceae. Gene Ontology annotation, molecular function: oxidoreductase activity, acting on paired donors, with incorporation or reduction of molecular oxygen. The transcript has a single exon. The record is from RefSeq and is a predicted model, not a curated record.
AUGCCGACCGAAUUCAUUAGCUUAACCUUUCCAAAUGCGUCCACAGAGCUGAAGCCCAUCGCUGGAGCCAGCAUUGAUCCUGAUUACCUUGAGCGAUAUGCCCGAUCCUUGGAUGACUAUGAGUUCAAUUAUACUCUUGUGCCAUAUGAUUCCUCGUACUUUGAUCCUUUCACAGUCGGCGCGACAAUUGCGUCGGUCACCAAAAACCUCAAGGUGAUCAUUGCCCUUCGACCCAACACGCUCUACCCUACCGUUGCAGCGAAGGCCUUGGCGACAUUGGACCAGCUCAGCAAUGGUCGCGCUGUGGUUCACUUCAUUGCCGGUGGUAGCGAUGCGGAUCAGGCUAGGGAGGGAGAUUUCCUCAACAAGGAUGAACGUUAUGCGCGCCUGGAAGAAUACAUUCGUAUUUUGCGUCGCGCAUGGAAAUCCGCCGAGCCAUUCGAUUGGGAUGGAAAAUACUACCAGUUCAAGGAUUUCAGCAACAGGGUUCGACCUGUGAAUGGCACCAUCCCCGUUUCCGUCGGUGGCUCAUCAGAUGAGGCUUAUCGUAUCGGCGGUUCCCUCGCUGAUAUUUUCGGUCUUUGGGGCGAGCCUCUUAAGGAGACCAAGGAGCAGAUUGACCGAAUCUAUGCCGAGUCAGACAAGGCAGGUCGCGCCGAAAAAGAUCGUCCGCGUAUUUGGGUCACCUUCCGACCCAUUACUGCAGAGACUGAUGAACUCGCUUGGGCCAAAGCACACAAUACACUGGAUGCACUUACAACUAACCGAGCGAGCGGUCUGGGCAAAGCACCUGCCAAUGCUCCCCCUCCUCAAAAUGUGGGCUCUCAGCGACUUCUUGAUAUCGCCUCUCGUGGAGAAGUCCAGGACCGUGCUCUCUGGUACCCUACCGUCACUGCAACAAAUGCCCGAGGCGCAUCAACAGCCUUGGUUGGUUCCCACAAGACCAUUAUCGAUUCGAUCUUGGACUAUGUUGACCUGGGUUGUGAGCUUAUCUCCAUUCGUGGUUAUGAUAACCUCAACGACGCGAUUGAUUAUGGACGUUAUAUCUUGCCAGGUGUUCGUGAAGAAUUGCAGGAGCGAGCAAAUGGGUCUUCUGCCUGA